AUGCUUUAUCUUGUGGGACUGGGUCUUGCCGAUGAAAGGGACAUCACUGUCCGCGGCCUUGAGGUGGUGAAAAAGGCCGAGCGAGUCUACCUCGAAGCUUACACGGCCAUCCUCCUGGUCGAUAAAGCGAAACUAGAAGCAUUCUAUGGACGUCCUGUUAUUGAAGCCGACCGAGAACUCGUCGAGACCGGUAGCGACGACAUCCUCGCAGAUGCGGACAAGGUUGAUGUAGCCUUCCUCGUGGUCGGCGAUCCAUUCGGAGCUACAACACAUACCGACCUCGUCCUUCGCGCGCGUGAACUCGGCAUCGAGUCCAAGGUCAUCCCGAACGCAUCGAUCAUGUCCGGAAUUGGCUGCACAGGUCUUCAGCUGUACAACUUUGGCCAGACAGUGAGCAUGGUCUUCUUCACUGAGACAUGGAAGCCGUCCUCGUAUUACGACCGAGUCAAGGAGAACGUGCAGAUCGGACUCCACACCCUCGUACUGCUGGACAUCAAGGUCAAGGAACAGUCACUGGAGAACAUGGCCAGAGGACGCUUGAUCUAUGAGCCUCCGAGGUUUAUGACCGUCGCGCAAUGCGCCGCCCAGAUGUUGGAUACCGAAGAGGAACGACAAGAGGGUGUCUGGGGACCAGACAGUCUUGCCGUGGGUGCUGCGCGGGUCGGUGCGGAAGACCAGAAGCUGGUUGCGGGAACUCUGCAGGAACUGAGCCAGGUUGAGAUGGGCCCGCCGCUGCACAGUCUGGUCCUGCUCGGCCGAAGAGCGCAUGACUUGGAGAAGGAUUAUAUUCGCCAGUUUGCCGUGAAUGAGGCUACGUUCGACGCCAGUUGGAAGAAAGGAGGAUAUGGUUCCAGUUGA
Messenger RNA from Aspergillus mulundensis, 858 nucleotides. RefSeq names its product diphthine synthase (gene dph5). NCBI's taxonomy places the organism in Eukaryota, Fungi, Ascomycota, Eurotiomycetes, Eurotiales, Aspergillaceae. The record is from RefSeq and is a predicted model, not a curated record. The transcript has 3 exons. The coding region runs from base 1 to 858 and encodes 285 amino acids. Gene Ontology annotation, biological process: protein histidyl modification to diphthamide. Gene Ontology annotation, molecular function: diphthine synthase activity.